CUUCAUGGACCGGAAGUGGAGGGGAAGUGUCGCGGGGCGCGCCGGGCUUUGCUGAACGCCGGCAGUUCCUGCCGUUGCCGCCGCCCUCGGCUAGUGCAGAGGCCUUCCAAAGCCGCCAUGUCCGCCAGCGCUGUCUACGUACUGGAUCUGAAGGGCAAGGUGCUCAUCUGCAGGAACUACCGUGGGGAUGUGGACAUGUCAGAGGUGGAGCACUUCAUGCCCAUCCUGAUGGAGAAGGAGGAGGAGGGCAUGCUGUCGCCCAUCUUGGCCCACGGUGGUGUUCGCUUCAUGUGGAUUAAGCACAACAACCUGUACCUGGUUGCCACUUCAAAAAAGAACGCUUGUGUGUCGCUGGUGUUCUCCUUCCUCUACAAGGUGGUGCAGGUGUUCUCUGAGUACUUUAAGGAGCUGGAGGAGGAGAGCAUCCGAGACAACUUUGUCAUCAUCUACGAGCUGCUAGACGAGCUGAUGGACUUCGGCUACCCGCAGACCACCGACAGCAAGAUCCUGCAGGAGUACAUCACUCAGGAAGGCCACAAGCUAGAGACAGGGGCCCCCCGGCCCCCAGCCACUGUCACCAAUGCUGUGUCGUGGCGCUCAGAAGGCAUCAAGUAUCGGAAGAACGAAGUAUUCCUGGACGUCAUUGAAGCCGUUAACCUCUUGGUCAGCGCCAAUGGCAACGUGCUACGCAGUGAGAUUGUGGGCUCCAUCAAGAUGCGGGUCUUCCUCUCGGGCAUGCCUGAGUUACGCCUGGGUCUCAAUGACAAGGUCCUCUUCGACAACACAGGCCGAGGGAAGAGCAAGUCCGUGGAGCUGGAGGACGUGAAGUUCCACCAGUGUGUGCGGCUGUCGCGAUUCGAGAACGACCGCACCAUCUCCUUCAUCCCGCCCGACGGAGAGUUUGAGCUCAUGUCCUACCGCCUCAACACCCAUGUGAAGCCUUUGAUCUGGAUUGAGUCUGUGAUUGAGAAGCAUUCCCACAGCCGCAUUGAGUACAUGGUCAAGGCCAAGAGCCAGUUCAAGCGACGGUCAACAGCCAACAACGUGGAGAUCCACAUCCCAGUCCCCAACGACGCCGAUUCACCCAAGUUCAAGACGACUGUGGGGAGUGUUAAGUGGGUCCCUGAAAACAGUGAGAUCGUGUGGUCCAUCAAGUCCUUCCCGGGUGGCAAGGAGUACCUGAUGCGGGCCCACUUCGGCCUCCCCAGCGUGGAGGCUGAAGACAAGGAGGGCAAGCCUCCCAUCAGCGUCAAGUUCGAGAUCCCUUAUUUCACUACCUCUGGCAUCCAGGUGCGCUACCUGAAGAUCAUUGAGAAGAGCGGGUACCAGGCCCUGCCCUGGGUACGUUAUAUCACACAGAACGGAGAUUACCAGCUCCGGACCCAGUGAGAGGUCUCUGCAAGCAGCCCCGCCUCCCCAGCCUCAGGGCACACCUGCCACACUCACCGACCCGGAAGCUGGAGGACGGCCCUGGACAGGCCGCCACCCUCUCCUUAAGCCUGAGUGGACUCACAGAGCCCCUUCCCUGGUCCCAUUCCGAUCCAGGUGGGAAGGAAGGGCCUGCCAGUCUCCCCCAGGGACAAGCCAGCUGGAGCUGAGCUCCUGGUGCCUCAUGACUGGCCACCCACCACGCUGUAGACGCCAUCUCCACCCACCUCCAGAGCCUCCUUCUGCUGCCAUUUUGCUGAGCAUGUUGGUCAUUGUCGACUGUCCCAUCUCCUUUCUUCAAGUGUCCUGUGCAGCUGCCACACUGAGGGCAGCUGCCCCCAGCCACACUGGUCUACGUGCGGGACAGUGGCUCUGCCUGGGCCAGCUGUGCCUCCCAUGCCAGCCCUUGACCACAUCAGUGUUUUCCUGGAAGGGCACAUGGCCUCAGCCUUUGCCCCAAAGUUCCUGGGUAGGCACAGGCUCCCCUCACUGUGCAAGGCCUGGUUGUCCUCCACCCAUGUGUGUGACAGUUACAUUAAAGUCCGUUUGUUACA
Molecule: messenger RNA, 1982 nt
Organism: Apodemus sylvaticus (European woodmouse)
Lineage: Eukaryota; Metazoa; Chordata; Mammalia; Rodentia; Muridae
Gene: Ap1m1
Product: adaptor related protein complex 1 subunit mu 1
Exons: 12
Coding region: 118-1389 (423 amino acids)
Biological process (GO): vesicle-mediated transport; intracellular protein transport
Cellular component (GO): clathrin-coated vesicle; clathrin adaptor complex
Molecular function (GO): clathrin-cargo adaptor activity
Source: RefSeq, a predicted model, not a curated record